ACACAUGCAUGUCUCCUCACUGUGUAACCUCGCGUGCCUUAACUGUCCGUAGUAGAAGUUUCGCUGAAAAGGGGAAAUCUUGUCAGAGUUUCUUUAAAGCAGCCCUUUGAUUAUCAUAGAUCCGCCCAGUGGUUAUCCAGUUACCGGCCUCUUUACAGCUAUUGGCUGGAAGCAGCUAAUUAUGCAAGGUAGUGAAUCCCUGUGGGGGAGGUGGGGCCAAAACUGAAAGAACUCCUUUGGCAGGCAGAAUAGAGCUUUUAUUGAGGAUAUUUCUAAGCUGACCAUCAAGGACCAAAUCGCUGGAUUGUUAAAAAAAAAAAAAAAAAAAAAUCUCAGCUGAAUCACGCUGCUCCCCCUCUUUCAUUCCUUCCCUCGUUUCAUUUCAGUGAGACGGAGUGUGGCUCUCAUGCAGUACUCAGCAGCAAGCAGAAUGCAAGGAAUCUACAGUAUUCCCCCGUCUCACACAAGAAGCCCAGUUCACUCCUGAAGGACAAGAGAGUGAGGAGAGAAAGAGGCAGAGCCAGAGAGCAGUCAGAGGAGGAUUCACACUGCUGUGGUUGAGAGGAGGAACGUACGGUCUUGUCCUGUUCUGCUCUAUUCUGCUCUGCUCUUGUUGCCUCAGGUGUGCGUGCUCCUCCCUCCCCAUCCACCGUGCCUGCUGUCAGCUCCAUCCCUGGCUGGCUGAGGCCAUGGUGUUGGUGCUGCGAGCCCUGCUGCCCUGCUUCUGCACCCUGCUCUCCCUGGACCUGCUGCCUGGGGUGAAACCCGCUGUGCCCCUGGAGGACUUCUACCCCUUUGGCCAGGACGAGGGGGACUUUCAGACCAUCGCUCAGGACGACGGAGGCUCCAGGCUGGUGGAGAUCUCUGUGGCUUUCCCCUUCUUUGGUGACAGGCACACAGGACUCUAUGUUAAUAACAACGGCCUGGUGUCUUUCCUGAGGGAGGUUUCUCAGUUCACACCUGUGGCUUUUCCGAUCGCCGGAGACAGAAGGGUCGUAGCACCCUUUUGGGCUGAUGUGGACAACCGGCGAGCGGGAAAGGUCUUCUACAGAGAGAGCCUGGAUCACUCCAUCCUGAGGAGGGCUUCAGGUGACGUCAGAACGUACUUCUCAGAGUUCCCAAACUUCAAUGCAACAUGGGUCCUCAUCUCCACAUGGCACCAAGUUACAUUCUUUGGAGGAAACUCUAAUACACCGGUAAAUACUUUCCAAGUGGUGCUCAUUACAGAUGGAGAGCUUUCCUUCACUAUUUUCCAGUACAAUAAUAUCACUUGGACUACAGGCAUGCAUGCCAGCAGUGGAGGAAACCUGAUUGGGCUGGGAGGAAUUGCUGCACAGGCAGGUUUCAAUGCCGGUGAUGGAAAGCGUUAUUUCAACAUCCCCGGCUCUCGCACAGCAGAUGUGGUGAACGUGGAGGGGACCACCAACGUGGGCUACCCUGGCAGAUGGGUCUUCCGUAUAGAUGAUGCCAAUGUUGAAGUGGGUGGCUGCAAUGACUCAGCAUCCGUUUGCCCACACCUGAGACCUUGUCUGAACGGGGGCCAGUGCAUCGAUGACUGCAUUACAGGUAACCCCUCCUUCACCUGCUCCUGCUUGGCUGGAUUCACCGGUCGACGAUGCCAGAUAGAUGUUGAUGAGUGUGCCUCUAGUCCAUGCCAGAAUGAAGGGACCUGUGAAGACCAGAUUAACGGUUUCAUCUGUCACUGCCCUCCUGGAUACACUGGGAGUCAGUGUGAAACAGACAUUGACGAGUGCAGAGACAGGCCGUGCCUCAACAACGCCUUGUGUGUACAAGGAAGUGGCAGCUUCACUUGUGUAUGUGAACCGGGUUACACUGGUGUCCUCUGUGAGACAGACAUAAAUGAAUGCGAGUCACAGCCCUGUCUGAACGGAGGAGAGUGCAUCGAUCAGGUGGCCAACUUCACCUGUGUUUGUCCGGCUGCCUUCACUGGAAUGCUCUGUGAGACAGAGUUGGUUGCGCUUCAGGUCAAUUCAACUGAAGCAGAAAACCAAACAGACUCAUGCAAAGAAGAAGACGAUUGUAAAAAGCACCAGAUCUGUGAACACACCAGCUCUGGAGUCUACAACUGCACAUGUGCUCCAGGUUUCUACGGCGACAAGUGUGAAGAGGAGUGUCUCUGCCAGAAUGGGGGUGUCUGUGUCGACAACAAUGGGACCUGUGAGUGUCCAUCAGGUUACACAGGGCCCCACUGUCAGUUUGAAGUAACCCAGACGCCGUGCAGUCACAGCAGGCCGUGCCCUGAUGGAGGUCCAUGUUUGGAGUACGGAGGAACCUACCUGUGUACCUGUCAGACGAGUCCAUCAGAGCUGGAUCACAAGGACUUCUACCCCUAUGUACAGCCCCGAUCAGUCUGCGACUCCUCUCCGUGUCUGAAUGGAGGAUACUGCUACGAGCGGGAUGGAGGCUACAGCUGUGAAUGCAAAUAUGGAUACUGGGGGAAGCACUGUGAAAAAGUUAGACUCAAUACCUGUGCUUCUGGUCCCUGUCGCAAUGGAGGCUCCUGUAAGGAGGAAGGAGGGAGCUACAGAUGUGUGUGUCCUUACAGAUUCACUGGAAAACAUUGUGAAGUGGGUAAGCCGGACCCUUGUGCCUCCAGCCCGUGUCUGAACAGCGGAACAUGUUUUCACUACAUCGGAAAGUACAAAUGUGAAUGCACUGAGGCCUUCAGCGGCAGACAUUGUGAAAUAAACAUCAGCUCCAUACAAACAUCCACAGAGCCGGGAUGUGGGCCACCUCCUCAAGGGAGACACGCCGAGGUUCAGUUCUCCUCAACAACACCAGGCUCUGUGGCUGUGUAUGUGUGCCAUCCAGGCUUCAUGCCUGUGCCCAGAGCCACCCAGAGCAUCUGUGGCAUUCAGGGAGACUGGAGCCAGCCGCCCAUUUGUGAGGAGGUCAAUGAGUGCCUGUUAAAGCCUUGUCUUAAUGGCGGUACGUGUCGAAAUCAGGUUGGAUCCUACCAGUGUGAGUGUGCUGAAGGCUUCAGUGGAAAGCGCUGUCAGACAGACAUUAAUGAAUGCCUGAUUGAGCCUUGUCUACAUGGGGGGACAUGUGAGAACCAGCUGGGUACCUACGUGUGUCACUGUCCACAAGGAUUUAAAGGCCAAAAUUGUGAGACAGAGCAGGACGCAUGUGAUUCCAGCCCCUGUCUAAAUGGAGGUUUGUGUCGAGGUUACAGACGGAACUAUCUGUGUGUGUGUAAAGACGGUUUCUUCGGGGACCAGUGCCAGAUGUUGGAGAACCCAUGUGUGCUGCAGCCUUGUGGAAACCGGGGAGUGUGCAGGAGUGACAGGAGGGGAAACUACAACUGUGUGUGCAGAGUGGGACACACAGGCAAAGACUGUGAGAAAGACCUGUUGCCUCCCUCUGGUCUCCAUGUGCUACGUGUGGAGGAGAAUGAGGUGGAGCUGCGCUGGGAUGAGCCAGACCCCUCUCACACACUGAUCAGCGGUUUUGUUGUCACCUAUGGUCCCCUCGGCUGGAGCAAUCUCAAGUCUGACUCUCUGGACAGACAGAAGACCACUCAUGUCAUGCGAGGCCUGGUGCCCGGCCUGCUCUACAACAUCUCCACCUUCUCCACCAAACGCAACACCAACAGCAAUGACAUCAGUCAACCUGCCACUGCACUCAUACGCACAAGACCUCCACGGGUCGAGGAGCUGCAAGUGUUGAAUGUUUCCUCCUCUCAGGUGUGGCUGAGCUGGAUGGUUCAGGCAGCUCGACAUGCAGCAGUCAGCAGGGUGCACGUGUCUCUGUUGCCCUCAGAUGGGGGUGAAGCUCGGACUGUUGUGCUCAACACAAGCACCAUGGAGCAUUCCUUCAGUUCAUUAAACCCCGGCCAGAUGUACACAGUGGAUGUAGUAACUCAAAGUGGAAUCAGACCUGUUGAAUUUCCCUCCACCAGUCAUUCAGCUGGACCACUGCAAUUCUGGACAAGGCCUCUUCCCCCACAGAAUCUCUCACUGUCACAUGUGACCACUAAUUCUGCACUGAUCACCUGGAGCCGCCACCCGAGAAGCAUCCCAGACGGCUUUGUGGUCAAUGUGACCCGAGGGUUGAAUACCAGGAGUCGUUUCCUGCCCAACGGGAAGUUGGGAUCAUACACUCUGCGAGAACUCACGCCAGGACAGCACUACUAUGUGUCUCUAACAUCAGUCAGAAACACGGGACAGGAGCAGAUCCACAGCAUACCUCAACACUUAGCCUUCACUACCUUGCCAAUGGAGGCAAGGUCGGGGAGGAGAGAGAGGCCAACAUUAAGUGGACAGGGGACUGCGAUUGGACGCACAGUAGCUCCAUCUCAGCCUCAAGACCUGGGGGGCACAGCAGAAACUGAGAACUCAGAGGAGCUGCACAGGUACACAGAACUCAUUGACAGAAGAGGAAAGAUAACAGCAAAGUUCACUCACCUGCCUCGAAAAGCCAUCCGACAUCGUACCAAACCCGACCCACCGGUUAAAUUAGAAAGGAUGGAAGAAACAACAAACAAAAUCAGUCUUGCACUUGAGAUUCAAGAAGAAGGUUCAAGAACAAAACCUGAGCUGCCACAGGACUGCCGCAGUCUGCAGUGCCAGAACGGUGGAACAUGUGUGAACGGAGGCGACGCCUUCAUCUGCGACUGUGCCGCGGGGUUCAAGGGCAGACAGUGUGAACUGUUGUGCCAGCGAGUGCCGCACCCCUGUACCCGCCUGUACUCUGAGACCAAGAGCGUGCCCGUGUGGGAGGGCGGAGUCUGCCACUACAUUUAUAAAAGGACGUAUAAAGUACAGCAGGAUGUUUGUUAUCGAGAGAUUUGUGAAACGACACUUCCAAAGAGAAAUCACAAGAGAAGAACAAACAGACAACAGUAAAGAGCACUUGGAUAGAAGGACUGUCAUCACUGUCAUGUGAAAAUCCUAACUUCAUUUUUGGUGUUUAUAAUCUACUUGAAGUGACUGAUUAUGGCGAUGUUUGUGCUGUCAGAACCCACUGUAACAUUUUAGAAAUCAUCUGAAAAUAAGGCUGUAUUUGUUCAUUCCUGAGAGCUGUGUAUGUGUGGUUGCGUGCUUCCUAAGAGGAUUUUAAUCAAUCAAAUGAAAAAGUGGCCCUUAUCAUGAUGUUUGAUGACUGAUAUACCUCAGCUACACGUCCGUGCUGACACAUUAGGAGAGGUUUCUGUGAUUCAACUGCAGGUUUGUCCCUCAGGGAAAUAACUGUAGAGUUUAUCUUUAUACCAGCCCCCACGAUUCACUGAUAAAGAUGAUGGGAAAUGUUUGUUUUCUCCACACCCCGCAAAUUCAUCUCUUCCUCUGACAAUGGCGCACAGUGUUGUCUGAGUAUAAAUAUCUUUCUCUGUGUCUUAGCGGGCUUCACUGCAGCUCGCUACUCUGUAAAUAGUGUUUAUAGGCCAU
Cheilinus undulatus (humphead wrasse) is the source of this 5408-nucleotide messenger RNA. It is a transcript of the gene sned1, whose product is annotated as sushi, nidogen and EGF-like domains 1. The transcript is spliced from 32 exons. Gene Ontology annotation, cellular component: plasma membrane; protein-containing complex. Gene Ontology annotation, molecular function: calcium ion binding; protein binding. The record is from RefSeq and is a predicted model, not a curated record. Gene Ontology annotation, biological process: heterophilic cell-cell adhesion; establishment or maintenance of epithelial cell apical/basal polarity; cell-matrix adhesion. Lineage: Eukaryota; Metazoa; Chordata; Actinopteri; Labriformes; Labridae. Bases 690 to 4868 code for a protein of 1392 amino acids.